Molecule: messenger RNA, 1017 nt
Organism: Aegilops tauschii subsp. strangulata
Lineage: Eukaryota; Viridiplantae; Streptophyta; Magnoliopsida; Poales; Poaceae
Source: RefSeq, a predicted model, not a curated record
AUGGCUGGUUCUGGAGGUGCGCCCCCUCCCGAAAAGCGGCCGCCUCCGCCCAGCGGGGCUAAUCGGGCUAAUGGGGCGCCGCCGCCGGGCCAAGGCAGUGGCCGGGGCGCGCUGCCGGUGCCGGCAUCGGGUGCUGGACGUGGCGGCGUAGCGCUUCCCAAGGCCGCUGCGGGACGCGGGUCGGGUGGCCCUGGUGCGACGCACUUUGCUGGCGGGGCGCCCGUUCGGAGGCCGCCGGCACCGGCCUUGCCGUCGGGCGGGCGAGGCGGGCCGGGCUCCGGUCCUCGGCCGGUGGCUUCCGGCGGUGCUGCGGUGGCCGCUGCGGGCCGGGGCGCUGCGCCACCAAGGCCACCUGUGUCUUCGGGUCCGCUGCCUAGACCGGCCCCUCCACCCCACGUCGUUGCUCGCCCAUCUCCGCCGUCGCAGUCCAACGUCGGUGGUACUGUGGCUGCGCCCCGGGGUCAAUGGGAGGAUGACGGCUACGAUGCCUAUGGGGAUGGCCAGCACCGUGGUUCUUCGUCCACGGGUGGAGGUCGUGGUUAUGCAUGGCAAAGCGAUGGUUCGGCUGAGAGGCCGUUCUUGGGUCCUUCCGGUGGCUUCGUUGAGGGGCCUUCUGAUCCGGGUAAUCGGCAGCGGGGAGGUUUCCGUGGCCAUCGUGGUGGUCGGGGCGGUCGAGGGGGCCCGUACCGUCCACGACCACCGCCCCCACCUGUUGUUGUCGAGCAGAUGACAGAUAACGGGGCUGCCAAGGAGCCAGUGCUGACCGGUCACGCUAUGGAGGUGGUGACGGCUCUUGCUACUAUUCAGGUUCCUGAGAACGAGGUUAUGGCUGAUGUGUCUGUGGACAUGACGGAUAGGGCUGAGUCUGAUAGGGCGUCCAAAUGGGCGCGCAAGAAGGAAAAGAUGCUUUGUUAUCGAUGUGGCGACAAGGGCCACUUCAUUGCAGAGUGUGUGGCUCUGCUUUGUGAUACCUGCGGUAAGCCGGCACACGACUCUGGGGACUGUCCGAUUCUGUGA